Molecule: messenger RNA, 805 nt
Organism: Merops nubicus (carmine bee-eater)
Lineage: Eukaryota; Metazoa; Chordata; Aves; Coraciiformes; Meropidae
Gene: TMX4
Product: thioredoxin-related transmembrane protein 4
Exons: 7
Source: RefSeq, a predicted model, not a curated record
CUAUGCUCCUUGGUGUCCAGCUUGUAAACAGAUUGAACUGACGUGGGAGAGUUUCGGGAAGGAAAGCGAGCGUCUAGCUGUCACCGUAGGGAAGGUGGAUGUCACUCAGGAGCCAGGCUUGAGUGGUCGUUUCUUUGUCACAACACUUCCUACAAUUUACCAUGCCAACGAUGGAGUGUUCCGCAGGUACCGAGGCGCACGGACGCUGGAGGAUCUUCAAGAUUAUGUUUUAGAGAGGAAAUGGGAAGCUGUGGAGCCUGUAGCAGGAUGGAAGUCUCCAUCUUCUAUAAUGAUGCAUGGCAUGGCAGGGCUGUUCCACUUCUCCGGAUGGAUCAGGCAAAUCCACAACUACCUCACUGGCACUCUUGGAGUCCACGUCUGGGUGUCGUACGCGACCUUCGUCUUAGCCACCUUGCUGCUUGGCCUGCUCCUGGGCUUGAUACUGGUUUUGAUUUCAGACUGCCUUUGCCCACCCAAGUCCAGUUAUAGUCCUGAAGCAUCUGAGGAAGCCAUCACCAAGGCUGACGUGGAGGAUGCAGCCUUGGAAGAGCUAGGAGAGGCUGCAGAGCUUUCUGCAGACGAGGCGGACGAGACUGCCGACGUGAAGGAUGCCUCUGAAGGGGAAGAUGCAGCAAACUCGAGUGCUGGUGACUCAGAGGAGGACUUGGAGCUCGACAGAGAAUCAGGAGAAGAAGAAGAAGAAGAAGAAGAAACAGAAGCCCCGAGUGGAAAACCUUCAGCUGAAUCAGAGACUGAGAGCUCAGUGAGACACCGUAAAAGUCAGGUGGCUGAUAACGGACUAUAG